This is a messenger RNA of Osmerus eperlanus (European smelt), 3589 nucleotides long. It is a transcript of the gene ntng1a, whose product is annotated as netrin g1a. Gene Ontology annotation, cellular component: basement membrane. NCBI's taxonomy places the organism in Eukaryota, Metazoa, Chordata, Actinopteri, Osmeriformes, Osmeridae. Gene Ontology annotation, biological process: tissue development; animal organ morphogenesis; substrate adhesion-dependent cell spreading. The transcript has 7 exons. The record is from RefSeq and is a predicted model, not a curated record. The coding region runs from base 1452 to 2963 and encodes 503 amino acids.
CUGCUCAGUGUAUGUGUUCGGCAGUGCAACGGGGCAACAGUAAGAACGUUUCGUGCAGAGAUCUCCCAAUUUUCCAAGUUGUAGGUAUUUUGUCCCUACGGAGUUGCUUAGUGGUCCCGAAGAAGGACGUGUUGGAAAACACAGGUCUCUGGAAGAAUAUUCUGGCAGAGUGCGGGUUAUCAGAUGUUCUCAAAAAGUGAGUUAUCUCAACCGCCAUCUCAGUCUGAGCAGUUACCUCGCACUGUGUAUAGGCUAUAAAGAAAGCGCGAGGGAUGCGUGACGCUGAAACAGAGGAAGAUAUUCUCGACAGCAAGGCUAAUUGGUGUGAUUCAUGUCCCCUUUGAGUGUCGGUAACGACUUCAUACCGAAAGAGAGGGAGCGAUUAUCAGAGAGAACAGCACACCCGUCCACAGGAGUCAAAUAUUUUGGCGUCGGGUUUAAGGAAUGAUACCCAAUUUGAAAUGGACAAUUUCUGAAGACAAGGAACAUACGCCUUUCAAAGUUUUGCAGCGGUCUUUUUCUGAGGACACCGUUAUAAAGCUUGAAGCGAUUUAAUAAUGGGAUGGCAGGUGGGAGAAUGAUGUUCCGGGAAAUUUUGGCAAAAUCCUCACCUUUAUCUAUGGUUGUGCUGACCGAGCACUCCGGACACUGAUCGGUCAUUUGUUCAAUAGUGGGAGAAAUUUCCUCCGAUCUCGUCCCCUAGCCAAAGAUAUGUUGCACAGCAAUUCCACAAAGAUUGACGUGCGUAUUGGGGUGCUGUUCAAUCGCAUUGUUGGGCUAAGUCAGCUUCUUUUAACUAUUGGGUCAUCAACUUUUUUUCCUCCGAACUCAUCACAUUAAGAUUAACACGCGCAUCUUAAAGGGGCUCCAGUGGUCAUUUCUGAACUUAACAGUUACUAAGACUGGACUGUGCUCCUUGAUUUGAAGAAAUCCCCCAAAAUACGCCGGCUGCAGGGAGGACGAGGCCAUGAUUGACAGCGGACGAGGCUGAGAGCACCUGUCACUCAUCCCUCCGUCAGCGUGUCAGAACGCCCGUCUCCGUCAGGGGUCAGCUCCUGCCCCCCCCUCCUCCUCCGUCCUCCAUCCUCUCCUCCUAUUAUCUGCUCUUCGGGCCAGUGACAACCACCCCCCACCCCCCCCCCCUCCACCCCCCGACCCGGUCCGGCAGCGACCCGCCCACAAGGUAACCGCCCGGGCGACCCCGAGAUCCAAAACAACAAACGCCCCGCUCUCCGCCGCCCGCAAGCCGCUAACAGGAAGCCGGCAUGCUCCCAUCGUUCCCUGGCACCCCUCUCGGCGAAGCUUGGAUUACAUCCUAAAAAACCUGCUCCGCGUCUCUGUGCGUGUGCGGCGUGUUUUUCCCCCGCGGACCUUUCCGCAGAAGAGCCCGCCCUUUUCGCCCCCCCCCCCCCCCCCGGCGCGAGCGCCCCGCUCGCCGACAGGAAGCGGAGAUGCGCUUCUUCCCCCUGGCGCUGGCGCUGCAGGCGGCGUGGGCCAGCCUCUGCCAGGCGGCCAUGCAGCACUACCCGGCGGCGUGGGGCCACUACGACGUGUGUAAGUCGCAGGUGUACACGGACGAAGGCCUCACCUGGGACUACAUGGCCUGCCAGCCGGAGGCGGCCGACAUGACCAAGUACUUGAAAGUGAGCGUGGACCCCCCCAACGUCACCUGCGGGGACCCCCCGGAGACCUACUGCGCCCUGGAGAACCCGUACAUGUGCAACAACGAAUGCGACGCCGCCACAGAGGAGCUGGCCCACCCCCCCAGGCUCAUGUUCGACUUCGAGGGCCGCAACCCCACCACCUUCUGGCAGUCCACCUCCUGGAAGAAGUACCCCAAGGCCCUGCUCGUCAACAUCACCCUGUCCUGGAACAAAACCAUUGAGCUGACGGACGACAUCGUGGUCACCUUCGAGUCCGGUCGCCCGGAGCAGAUGGUCCUGGAGAAGUCUCUGGACUACGGCCGAAGCUGGCAGCCCUACCAGUUCUACGCCACCGACUGCCUGGACGCCUUCACCAUGGAGCCCAAGACGGUGCAGGAUCUGACCCAGCACACCCUGCUGGACAUCAUCUGCACGGAGGACUACUCGCGGGGCUACGUGUGGAAGUACGACAAGACGGUGCGCUUCGAGAUCAAGGACCGCUUCGCCCUGUUCGCCGGGCCCCGGCUGCACAACAUGGCGUCGCUGUACGGCCAGCUGGACACCACCAAGAACCUGCGCGACUUCUUCACCGUCACCGACCUCAGGGUGCGUCUGCUGCGCCCGGCCACGGGGGCCACCAUAGUGGACGAGAACAACCUGUCCCGCUACUUCUACGCCAUCUCCGACAUCAAGGUCCAGGGAAGGUGCAAGUGCAACCUCCACGCCAACAGCUGUAAGUUUGACGAGGAGAAGCUGGGAUGCGAGUGCGAGCACAACACCACGGGGCCGGACUGCGGACGCUGCAAGAGGAACUACCAGGGCAGGGCCUGGAGCGCCGGCUCCUACCUGCCCAUCCCCAAGGGCACGGCAAAUAUCUGUAUCCCCAAUAACAUUGGUCCAGUUAACUGCGAAUGCUUUGGCCACUCCAACCGCUGCAUCUACAUCGACUCGAUAAACACCGUCAUUUGCGUGAGCUGUAAGCACAACACUAGGGGGCAGCACUGCCAGCUGUGCAAGCUGGGCUACUACCGAAAUGCCUCCGCAGAGCCGAACGAUGUGAAUGGGUGCAUAGCCCGCGUGUGCGACAACGAGCUCCUGCGUUGUCAGAACGGCGGUGUGUGCCACAACAACCUCCGCUGCCACUGCACCCCCGACUUCACGGGUCUCCUGUGUGAGAAACGGCGCUGCGAGAACGAGCUAGGGGGCUGCGGCGGCCUGGACUCAGGCCAAGCCGCCCUCUCGCCUCCAUCGCUACCCGGGCUUCUGCUGCUCCUGCUGGGCAUGGCCCUGAGAGAGGCUCCCUGGGCUGGCAUGCUCUGAGAUCCACAGGCCCGUAGCUGGAACUGGUGACACCUACACACCCAAUAAUCAACUACUGUACAAAGACUGAGAGAAAACACCACAAGCUUACUCUACCGUAGGUCCUGCCCACCAGACCCAACAGACACUCGCUGACAAGAAGGGAAUGUGCCAGAAUUAAAGCAAAACUUUAAUUUGGCGUAAAAAAAAAUAUAAAAAUAAAAGAAUAUAUAGACAUGAGAUAAAUGAAUAAUGAAAAAUACCAGAUAUUUAAAGAGUUUAAACUGAGAAUUUGCUUUAACUAAAAAGUCUACAAGUCCACAGAGACCAGUUACUUGAUGAGCCAUGACGCCAGAGACUUUCCCUCCCGUUGAAAAAAAAAUAAAGGAGGAUGACUGGAAAUGACGGCUCGCUCGCUCACUUCCUCUCUAUCGCCACGGCAACGGCCGCUGCGACCAAUCAGCGGUGAUCUCAAGCGAAGCCUGCUGCGGCUGCCCCUCCCCCUAGAGGUGCUUCUGAGAUCGACACUGGCUGGAGCGCUUCCGGGCUGAACUGAUACAGAUGCCUCGUGAUCUGUUCUGCUUCGUGGAGCCUUUCAAGCAAGUCAAUGAAGUAAAAAAAAAAAAAGAAAAGAAGAAAAAAAAAAA